UUUCAGAUGUACCAAUAGAUACUCAGUGAAUGCCUCGAAAAAAUAUCAAGGAUUGAACCACUUCCAACGUCUGUUGCACUCCCUGCUUUGGGCUGCGGCAAACUCGGGUAUCCACGUGACCUUGUGGCAGACUUGAUGAUGGACACGGUGAAGCAGUUUAUACAAAGACAGAAGGUUGAUGUAUAUGUGAUACUACACCCCGACAACCCGGAUGUACAGAAGGCAUUCCAAGCAAGACGGGAAGCGUUUCACAUCGAGGACAUCAGACUGACAGUCAGAAAAGGGGAUAUUUUGGAAGAACAGACCGACGUCAUAGUCAACAGUAUAUCAGAAGACUUCUCACUGACUGAAACCCUUUCAACAGCACUGGUAGAACGCUUUGGAGAGCCAUUCAAGAAGGAUUUCAGAAAAAAUCUUCCAGCUCUGCAAAAGUCUGGAUUAUCGUUUUGCAAGUCGUGCAGACCUUGGACUUGUCUAGUACAUCUUUGCGCCAGCGUGUUUAAAGGGAAGAACGGAACAGAUUGGCUGGCAGCGAUACUUUCAUUCCUCAAAGAAUCUGGGGAAAAGUUCAAACAAGUUUCUGUGGCCCUUCCUUGUCUUGGCGUUGGUUCUGAGCGUCUUUCCCCCGAACAACUGGCGGAACUCUUGUAUGAUGCCAUAGAACAAUACCGAGCUGCCGUUCACUUCAAGAAAGAUCGCAUCAACGAUAUCAGGCUGAUAGUGCUUCGUGACGAAGAUUUUGAUCGAAUCGUCACCACGUUGCAGGACAUUCAGGAGAGACACAAUAAACGUCUCGAGGCCACGGGGCAAAAGCAAGUAUAUGAUCUUUACGUAUCAUCUACUGAAACGUCAAAGGUGCAGGAUCUUGCUGGACAAAUCCGAAGCUUUGUCGAUGCAAACAUACGCAGUGAGGUGGUUGAAGACGACAGGCUGUUUUCUGCAAUGUCCAAAGAGAGGGUGAGUUCCUUUACUCAACUGUCAUCCACAUGUUUCUAAAUACAAAAUAUUUUAAUGAUUAACGUGGUUAUAAUGCUUGCUUAUUGGUGGUGGACAUGUUCACGAGUUGCUUAUUUGGCAUUCAAUGUUUGAGAUUGACGAUCUUCAACAUCUUGCAAGGAAUCACACUGUGGGCUUGAAGGUGAUCGGAAGCAAGCUGAUACUGUUUGGCAUGGACGUAGACGUAGCCAAGGCGAAGGUUGACAUCAAGAGGUUUCUGAGAACAUGUCACAGCGCUAGAUGGAGUUCGGCGAAGGAUGACCACAAUCUCGAUCUGGACUCAAUCAGUGGCUAUGUUGAGGAUGCUUAUCAACACAACAAAAGAUACACAUUGUUUACGGAUCAGUCCGAUAGGCUCUACAGGCUGAAGAUCAAAGAAGGGAAGGUUUCGAUAUGCCAGCAUCCAGUUAAACGAGAGAUACAAUUACAGAGAACAGUCUCCGUGAUGUAUGAUGACAUUCCACUCAACUGGUCGCUUCAGCAGCAAGGGGUCACGGACUGCGUCCCUGUGGACAGAGAUGGGGAAGAAUUCAAAAACGUCUUUACUCGCUUUGAAACUCAGAGGCAGUCCAAAAGGGAGAAAUUUCACAUAAAAGAAGUAUAUCGGAUUGAGAACAGGCUACUACACAGGAAGUAUAAGACAGAAGAGGAACGACUUUCCCUACAAAAUGGCUGGGACAAAGUCAAUGAGCGCAUACUCUGGCAUGGAACCAGUCAGGGCUCAGUUGAAAACAUAAACACAAAUGGAUUUGACAGGAGUUACAGUGGUGCAAAUGGUGAGUUCCGUCGGCAUGUUAUCAUGAUGUUUUACACACAGGAUGGUGAGAUACUAAAUCCUUACGUUACACGUGUAUCAUACAAAGUUGAUCUAGGUGUAUUUGUUUUGAUUUCUCUCAGGUCACGCAUGAAACUCGAACUUUGUUGAUAUUCACAAAUAAUAAGGAAAGCAAACAAGAUCAUUACACGCAUCAAAUUCGGUUCGAAUCCUUCAGUUAUGCAUAGGUCUACUACAGAAAUUACCUACUCGAGCACAUCCAUUCCAUGUGGCGUGUACGACUACAGAUAGAUUGGGGUCCCUCAGAGCGCGAUGAUGUAAAUGCAAUUAAGUUCAGCGUGGCAAAAUUAAGACAGCCUUAAAUAUUUCGACCAAUUUAUAAACUUAUGUUGAUUCGUCUGUGUAUUUUGUGGCACUUUCGAUCAGUCACACUGAACAUCUGGGUACAAAUCAUAU
Haliotis rufescens (red abalone) is the source of this 2227-nucleotide messenger RNA. RefSeq lists its product as uncharacterized. Bases 136 to 996 code for a protein of 286 amino acids. Gene Ontology annotation, biological process: negative regulation of gene expression. Gene Ontology annotation, molecular function: transcription corepressor activity. Gene Ontology annotation, cellular component: cytoplasm; nucleus. Lineage: Eukaryota; Metazoa; Mollusca; Gastropoda; Lepetellida; Haliotidae. The transcript has 9 exons. The record is from RefSeq and is a predicted model, not a curated record.